This is a messenger RNA of Sclerotinia trifoliorum, 752 nucleotides long. Lineage: Eukaryota; Fungi; Ascomycota; Leotiomycetes; Helotiales; Sclerotiniaceae. The record is from the annotation of a GenBank genome assembly.
AGCUUUUUUUUUAUAUUUAAUUAUAAAAGAUUAUAUAAUUGAUUAGUUAAAAACCUUUAUGUAUUUGGCUUAUAAUUCCAACUUUCUCACAUUAUGAGCAGAAAGAGAGAAUGGAGCAAACCUCGUCAAAAACGCGAUAGGAACAUCAUAAUUAAAAGGCACGAAAUUGCGCAUGGCGGAACGUAAGCUAUUUUAUUCAAUCCAAUACAUUGAAGAGACAAUGAGUACCGACACAUUCAAAGGUGCCUUCCAGACGCUUACCGAACAUGUCUACUAGCAACAAUGACUUGGGAUGGUACAAAGAACAUUAUGGAACAACUCCGAGAUUUUUUUGAAGUUUGAAACCAGUAGAGCAUUUUUGGAGCUAAUAAAUAUGCGAUAUGAUCUCUAUAGCUACAAAAAUCAUGUUAAAUCGACCGCUGAUGGAUUUGAAGAGGGUUUCCAGAACCUGUUGGAGAUGAUUCUGGCGCAGCAAACAAGUAUGACUGCCGAAUCUGUCCAAAAGCUUCUUGUGGGAGAUCACCCUAAAAUGUUAAGUUCGAGACGUAUUUAUUCUAAGCUUUGUGUCCUGUGGGAACAUGGUAUGAAACAAGGACUGCAGGUAAUUGGAAAACAGUAGUAUACCAGUUUUAUAUCAUUCUUCAUUCUAGGUAUUAAUAAUGUAUUUAUGAUACAAUCAAUUUUUCUAAUAUGAAAGUAAUUUACCUCAAGUUUUAUAACAAGAGAGUAAUUUGUUGUAUUUUUAUUUAAAU